This is a messenger RNA of Culicoides brevitarsis, 3094 nucleotides long. It is a transcript of the gene Fbl6, whose product is annotated as F-box/LRR-repeat protein 6. The record is from RefSeq and is a predicted model, not a curated record. Gene Ontology annotation, biological process: SCF-dependent proteasomal ubiquitin-dependent protein catabolic process. NCBI's taxonomy places the organism in Eukaryota, Metazoa, Arthropoda, Insecta, Diptera, Ceratopogonidae. The transcript is spliced from 7 exons. Gene Ontology annotation, molecular function: protein binding. Gene Ontology annotation, cellular component: SCF ubiquitin ligase complex. Bases 680 to 2695 code for a protein of 671 amino acids.
GACGCGUAUUUGGUCGCGUAAAAAGUGAUUAAAAAGCUCAGUUUCGGUGCGAUUUGCAACUCGAAAUCCCCGAGUGUGUCGGAAAAAGGGAAAAAUCUCAAGAAAUUUGCCAAAAUCGCGACAAAUAUCGAUUGAAUCGUUGCAUAUUUGGCAUCAUUUCGUUUCUCCUGUGCUGUAGAGUGCACAUAUCAAUUAAAAAAUCCAGCAAAUUGUUGAUAGUUGGCGUAAAAUUAGUGAAACAGAGGACAAAAGGGGAGCAAAAGAGACGCAACUCCGAUAAGAAUCCGCGAAAGAAGCUCGCAGAUACGCCACAGUGAAAAAGGUGAAAAAAUUGAAAUUGUUUACAAUUUAUGACAUUCAUACGUACGAACACACGUCGAUAGCAGGCAAAAGAAGAGAAAUAGAGAAGAGUGGCUGUGUAUGAAGAAUAAUAAUAAAAGCGGGAUUCUUGGUAUGUGUUGCGCAUAUUCGUCGUUGUCGUCACUAACACACGUAAUUGCCAGCAUUACAACAUCGAGUACAUGGGGCAGUAGUGAUAAAAUGAGAAUUUUGUAAAUAAACACAGAUUUGUUUGCAAACACCGUCGCCGUAUCUCGCGUAAUAUGCUGUGAAACCCCUGAAAAAGCGCAGAAAAAGAACAUUUUUUAAAAUUUCAACGCAAAAAACCCCUCAUUGAACGAUGGCAGAGUCAACAAUUGAAACCACAACGACCAAAAAUGACGAAGACGAAUUCAUGAACGACCAAAAUAUGCUCGAUAUCGAGGAAGAACUCAAAAAACUCGAUGGCGGAAGUGACGUGAAUGUUGUGAAAGCCGUGCAAAAUGAACUCAACAACAAACGCAAUUCCGAUGCGGAAAAUUCUCCCACAAAAUCCCCAAGUAUCGCAUCGCCCGAAUGCUCAACGGCGAACGAAUCGCCGCCAACGUUGCCCUACAUGACGUCGCCCGAUCCCGCAAGCGUCAAAUCUCUCGCGAACGGGACUUUGCCCAAAUCGGGCAAACCGAUGAUGAUGAAUCUCGAGAAAAAUACGAAGAAAAAGGUGACAAAAGCGCGCGGAAGACCCAAGCAGAAGGCACUUGUCGCCAUGUAUCAGAGUCAAAUUAAAGACAACAACGUCGGCAUUAAGCUGUGCAUCAAAAAAUCCGACCUCACAAGUAGCGGGAACAAAAAUAGCAGUAAAAAGUCAAAUAGUGCGAUGCCGGGCAAAGCGAAACCCGUGAGAAAACGAUCGAGAAAGUCAAAAGUGCAGGCGAACAGUGAUAGCGAGUCAGAUGCUUAUGAAAAGCGACGGAAGAAAGAAGGAGGCAAAGCAAAGUCAAAUAAUAAUACGGAAAAUGAGAAUGAACCAAAACAGGCGCAGAGCGUUUUUGCGGAAAGAUUGCCGCAACAUAUUUUACAUCGGAUAUUUUCAUUCGCCAUUGCCGACACAGGCACCCUUCCAACAAUUUCACGCUUGGCACGCGUUUGUUCGCUUUGGCGUCAAGUUGCCAUCUCUCCAUCCCUUUGGCGUACCGUCGAUUUAUCCGCAUGGCCUGUGCGCGAACGUCAACGUACCGAACUCAAUCUAAAAUGGCUCAUCGAGCAUCGUCUUCUCGGUAGUUUGGACCUGAAUUUAAGCAAUUGGAAAAUCAAAAAUGUCGAUUGUGUGUUUGAAAAGUUGCUGGAAGCGGCACCCAACCUCGAAGGCAUCGCGCUGGGCGGUUGGAAAGAAUUGACAUCAGACCAACUCUUGUACCUUGUCGAAGAAUUCAAGAAACUCAGUCGACUGGAUUUGAGUUCGAUCAAUUCGGAGACAAAUAUCGGCAAGACAGCAGUUGGAGCGGCUUCCAUUUGCACAGCGACGCAAAAAAUGGGCGAACGUCUCACACAUUUGUAUUUAGCGAAUAAUCGGUUAGCGAAUUUACCACAAAUUAUCAGCACGUUAUCGACCCAUUGCCCGAAUUUGGAGUCGUUGGAUUUGUCAAAUGUAACUACGAUAGCAGCAUCUCAUGGAAUUUUGCAUGUCGAAAAGUUCCAACAUGGAUGUCAAAAGUUAAAAGCACUUCGAAUAACAAAUUCUCACAUAACAUUAAGUCCAGCAACGGUUCAAGAACAGAUGGAAUCACCUGGAUUUCCGGAUCUCGAGGAAUUAUCGAUCGCAGCUUUGGCUGACGAGUCGAGAAUCUUCAACGAUGAAUGCUUGCAACGCAUUCUCAAAACAAGUACAAAGCUAAAAUUACUCGAUGUGCGUGGAUGUGCUCGUCUAACGCACGACAGUCUCAUCAGAUUGCCGACAUGGGACCUGAAACACUUAUUUUUGUCGGGAUGUUCAGUGACGCGAGAUAUUGGAUCCGGACUCGAAUUAGUUGCCUCUAAAUACGCACAUAGUCUAACUGAGUUAGAUUUGGCUUGGGCAAAUGCCACAGAAUCCCUCGAUAAUGCCUUAAAAGCACUCGCUGAAAAGGGAAAAGAAUCUCCGUUGAGUCAUUUGAAUCUCUGUGGCUCCUCCGUAUCUGUCGAUGCCGUCAAAGAAAUUCUCAUCAAUUGUCCUGCCUUAAGUUCGAUCAACUUAUCAUCGUGUCGAGGAUUACCCCGAGGCGUAAAACGACCCUUGCAAGGCGUCACGGAAAUCAAAGAACUUCGAGAAACAUUGGGCGCCCCAUUAAAAUUCGUCAAACCAACGAUAGAAACAUCCGUAAAACCAGCUACGGAAUAAUUUACAAAAAAAAACUCAUAAUGGGAGAUAAAAUGAUAUUUUUUAUCAUUUAACAGCAAUUCGAAUACAAAAAUGGAGAUUCCUUUUAUAAAUUUAUUUUCUUAUUAUUUUAUUUAAAGAUUUUAUUAAACCUUAAAAAAAUUGUAAAUAAUAUCCUAUAAUUUUAUUUGUAAAUUUGUAAAUCCACAAACUCUCUCUAAAAAAAAAUAAAACAAAAAAUCGCGCUAAAAACAAACAAAAUUCAAUUGUGCCUACUUAUGUUUAACAUGGUUUAGUCCAAACACACAAAAUCACAUUAAUCAUUAAGCUUAGGAGUCACUAACAGAAUUUUCGACCUUUUUAGUUGCUUUUGUGUGAAAAUUUUUUUUGACAAAAUUUUAUAAUCCAAUUUUUAUAUAA